Molecule: messenger RNA, 4729 nt
Organism: Poecilia reticulata (guppy)
Lineage: Eukaryota; Metazoa; Chordata; Actinopteri; Cyprinodontiformes; Poeciliidae
Source: RefSeq, a predicted model, not a curated record
UGCAGACCAACCUUUGAUCUGCAUAAAAAGUGAGGCAGAGGGACAUUCUCCCGGUUCCUCAGUAGAGUCCGAGUUAACAAGCUGCACAGGCUCCGCUCCGUCCACUCUGAGGACAAAAUGAAGAAAGAUUAUUCCACAGAGCAGAGCAGAAAUCGACGGACAUCUUUUGAAACAGAUGAUGGUGUCCGAUGGAGAACUGGAUCUGAAUUUGCCAGCCCAGAUGACACCGAUGUUCCUAGCAGCAGGGUGUCCCACCCCUCCCUGUUUGGGAAAUACCAGCCCAGCCUGCAGACUCUCAAGCCCUUCCGCUGGUCUUCCCCACAAUCCCACCCUGUGGACAAUGCAGGCUUCUUGUCGUUUGCCACCUUUGUCUGGAUAACUCCCAUGAUGUGGGCCAUAUUCAGGAACAGGCUGGACUUGUCCUCUCUUAGCCUCUCCCCAUUUGACGUAGCUGACACCAGCGGAGAGAGGUUGCAGAGACUCUGGGAGGAGGAGGUGGUGAAGAAAGGCCUGGAGAAGGCGUCCCUGGUCAAAGCUGUCCUCCGCUUCCAGAGAACCAGACUCAUUCUGUCCAUCAUCAUCGGCACCUUCGCCAUGGGAGCAGCUUUCGUUGGUCCAGGCAUCCUGGUUAACGAAAUCCUGACCUACAUAGAAAGCCCAGAGAAGUCCACGGUGGCCCACGGCGUCGGCCUGGCCGUGGCUCUAUUCUGCACCGAGUUCCUCAAAGCUUUCUUCAUCUCCCUGAUGUGGGCGGUCAACCUGCGGACGGCUGCCAGACUGAAAGGAGCCUUCUCCUCUAUAGCAUUUCAGAAAGUCAUCUCUCUGAGGGUGCACAGCGGCAUUUCAAUGGGAGAGAUGAUAAACGUCCUGACCAGCGACGGCCACCGGUUGUUCGAGGCGGUGCUGUUUGGGAGCUUUGCGAUCUGCACCCCGGUGAUCUUCAUCGCAUGCAUUGUGUUAGCCUGCUUUGUUCUGGGUUACACUGCACUGACGGGGGUCUGCAUCUACAUCAUCUUCGUCCCCUUACAGUUUUUCCUGGCAAAGCUCAUUAACAAGUUCAGAUGGAAAGCCAUGCAGCUCACAGACGGCCGCGUCCGCACCAUGAACGAGAUUCUGAACAGCAUCAAGCUCAUCAAGAUGUACGCCUGGGAGGAGUCCUUUGAGAAGAAGAUAGCAGGGUUAAGAAAAAAGGAAAAGAAGCAGGUUCGGUUGGUCAGCUACAUCCAGAACAUCAACACCAGCAUCUCCAGCAUCAUCCCGACCGUCGCCACCGUUCUCACCUUCCUGGUGCACACUCUGCUGGGUUUGUCGCUCACCACGUCCGACGCCUUCACUACCAUCGCCAUAUUCAACGCCAUGAGGUUCUCUCUGGCUCUGCUGCCGCUGUGUGUGAAGGCUCUUGCUGAAGCGGCUGUGUCCCUCAAGAGAUUAAGGAAAAUCCUGCUGGUCCAGAAUCCCGAGCCCUACCUGGAGCAGAGGAAAGACAACAACACCGCUGUAGAGAUGAGAAAUGCAACUCUGUCCUGGACCAAAACUGCCAGCGGGCCGGACCUCCCCAAUGACCAGAACGGCCAGGUGAAGAACUACAAACAGGACGAGACGGGUCUGAGUGAGACCUUACCGACGCUGAAGAACAUCUCCUUCACUCUGCCCAAGGGCAACCUGCUGGGCGUGUGCGGCAACGUGGGGAGCGGAAAGACGUCGCUCAUUUCCAGCAUUCUAGAACAGAUGCACCUUCUUCGGGGCUCCAUCACAGCUGACGGGACGUUCGCCUACGUUUCCCAGCAGGCCUGGAUUUUCCACGGAACAGUUCAAGAAAAUAUUCUGAUGGGGAAAGCUUUCAACCAGGCCAAAUACGACCGAGUUUUGGAUGUGUGCAGCCUCAGAGCUGACCUUAAGAUACUUCCAUAUGGAGAUUGGACUGAGAUUGGAGAACGGGGGCUUAACCUGUCAGGAGGACAGAAGCAGAGGAUCAGCCUGGCCAGGGCUGUCUACUCCAACAAAGACAUCUUCCUGCUGGACGAUCCGCUGUCUGCUGUCGAUGCCCAUGUGGGGAAACACAUCUUUGAAGAAUGCAUAAAGAAAGAGCUUCAAGGAAAAUCCAUCAUACUCGUCACACAUCAACUCCAGUAUCUGGAGUUCUGUGAUGACAUCUUGGUGCUGGAAGAGGGCGAAGUGAGGGAGGCCGGGAAUCACCAAGCACUGAUGAAGGCCAAUGGACGCUACGCUCAACUCAUCAGCAACUACCAGAUGGAGCAGUCGGAAACACAGAAGGAGGAGGAGGAGGAUGAAGAGGAGGUGUCCCACAAAGAGGCUGCUGAGGUCAGACAGCGCGCUGACAGUGGGAUAGUGAACCCUGCUUUUGACAUGUCAGAUGAAACUGAUGAUGGGGCGCCAGCGGACCAGAAGCCCGCUGUGACGGGUGAAGAUCAGCUGGUGAGUCAGGAAUCCUCCACAGAGGGAUCUGUGUCCUGGAGAGUCUACCACCAGUACUGCCAGGCACUUGCUAUAUAUUUAUCUAACUUUAUUGCACCGAACAUGAAAUAUAUUAAACCUAUUUCUAAUCAUUGCUCCUCUAAUAUCUUUAUAUUUUCUUUUGUUUAGUCCAAUUCAACUUCUAACUCUGGAAAUAUGACUUCUAAACCCGGUGAUGUCUCCCAAAAUCCCCGCCUGCACUUCUACCAAAUGAUUUAUGGAGUGAUGAUCCUCGUCACGUUGGUCCUUGCUGUUAUCAAGUGCUUUUUUUACACUGAUGUCACACUGAGAGCUGCCUGCAAACUCCAUGACAGUAUGUUCCGAAAGAUUCUUGCCAGCCCGAUGAGUUUCUUCGACACGACGCCUACCGGACGAAUUCUCAACCGCUUUGCUAAAGAUCAGGAGGAGUUGGACUCUGUGCUUCCUCUCCACAUGGACCCCUUCCUGCAGUUCUGUCUCCUCGUCACAUUCACCAUCGUCAUCAUCGCCUCUGUUUUCCCCGCCAUGCUGGCAGCUGUGGUUGUCAUGGGUGUUUUGUUCACCCUUAUCCUCUUUGUAUUUCAGAGAGGCAUUCGUCAGAUGAAGAAGAUGGAGAACAUCAGCCGCUCUCCGUGCAUCUCUCUCACUACCUCCACCCUACAGGGCCUCAGCACCAUCCAUGCCUACAACAUCAGGGACAACCACAUAAAACUGUUCAAAUCUCUGAACGACAUCAACUCCAACCAUUACUUACUGUUCCACUCUGGCACACGCUGGCUCUCUUUCUGGUUGGACUUCAUGGCUGCCUCCAUGACGCUGCUGGUGGCUCUGUUUGUGGUGCUGAGCAGCAAUGACGUCAUUAGUCAGUCUCUAAAAGGCCUCACCAUGUCUUACACCAUACAGCUGACAGGCAUGCUCCAGUAUGUAGUGAGGCAGUCAACUGAAGUGGAGGCCAGAUUCAAUUCGGUGGAACGGCUGCUGGAAUACAUCACGACCUGUAAGUCUGAGGCCCCCAGACACAUAAAGGGGGCUAAGAUUCCUGACGGCUGGCCCAAAAACGGAGCGAUUACCUUCCACGAGUACAAAAUGAGGUAUAGAGAGAACACGCCUAUCGUCCUGAAUGGGCUCGAUUUUGCCAUCCAGGCUGGAGAGAAGCUGGGCAUCGUGGGAAGGACGGGCUCUGGGAAAUCCUCCUUAGGCGUGGCUCUGUUCAGACUGGUGGAGCCGGCGGGAGGGAGCAUUCUUAUAGACGAUGUGGACAUCGCAGCCAUCGGCCUGCGGGAUCUGCGCAGCAAACUCUCCAUCAUCCCCCAGGACCCGGUGCUGUUCACUGGCACAGUCAGGUACAACCUAGAUCCUUUUAAUCAAUAUACUGAUGAGGAGAUCUGGGCGGUGCUACAGAAAACCUACAUGAAGGACUCGAUCUCCAAGCUGGAUGGGACGUUGCAGGCUGAAGUGUUGGAGAAUGGAGAAAACUUCUCUGUUGGUGAGAGGCAGCUGAUGUGUAUGGCCAGAGCACUUCUUCGCAACUCCAAGAUCAUUCUGCUGGACGAGGCCACGGCCUCCAUCGAUUCAGAGACGGACGCUCUGAUCCAAAACACCAUCAAAGAGGCCUUCCACGACUGCACCAUGCUCACCAUCGCACAUCGCAUCAACACUGUAGUGUACGCAGACCGCAUUCUGGUCAUGGACGACGGAAAGGCAGCAGAACUGGACUCCCCAGAAGUGCUGAAGCAAAGACCAGACUCCUUGUUCUCCUCACUCCUUACUGCUGCUAACACUGUGAACACAUAAAACCUCCAGAGCCACAUCAUCGAGCGCAGCUGUAACUCAUAGCAACAGCUCUUCAUCACUCAGCCUUAUGUCAGUCUUUACUGUAAAACUAUAAAGUAGGAAGGUAAGCUUAAAUCAAGUGUGGCAGAGACGGAGGGAUCAGAUGUGGGAAAUAUUAAACUUUUAUGUUUGUUUUCUUGGCUGUGUAAAUAAAGGUGUAUUUAUAUCACAAGUGUUCCAGGAAAAACAAUGUUAAUGUUCUUUCAUUGGUUUUUGAUCAGCGUUUGUGUGCAUGUUUUAUUUAUUGCUCCCUGUCACUUUUGCAAAUGUAAAUGUUGAGAAAAGUGCAGAAUAACAAGUGGAAACCUAUAUAUUUUUAAAUUAAUACUGCUUUUGACAACACAAAAGGCUCCCAUGUAUCGUAAAAACCGACAUCUGUUUUCUGAUGAAAUGUACAACAGUGCUACUUGAACAAAGUAGCAAUAAACGCUGCAAAUGUGUA